Candidozyma auris is the source of this 933-nucleotide messenger RNA. RefSeq lists its product as uncharacterized. The transcript has a single exon. Lineage: Eukaryota; Fungi; Ascomycota; Pichiomycetes; Serinales; Metschnikowiaceae. Bases 1 to 933 code for a protein of 310 amino acids. The record is from RefSeq and is a predicted model, not a curated record.
AUGAGCCUGUUUUUCAUCGACGUUGGGUCCAGUAUCACCCAUCGUGAUAGAGGAAACGGCAUGAACAACAUUGAUGCACGUUUCAUUGACGUGGCCACGGGUCUUUAUGUUGACAUUACUGCUUUAUCGGUGAGCAACGAGUCGGCACCAGCUAGAUACGAUUACAUUCUUGAUCUCGAUAAGGGCAAGAAAAAAAUUGCCCAAAACUCCAACCUUCCCAUUGUGCAUAAUACGUUGAAGGAGGUGUACAACUGCAGAAACCGCCAUUUUAGCUCUUUGCAUGAAUUGUCUCCGUUGGUGUUGCUGGAGGUGCAGAAUCAGCUCGGGUACGUUCCGCAAAAAUUUGGGUUUAUGCUCGAUCAGGAAUACCAGCUCAAGGGCUUUUUAGAAACCAAUUUCCAAGAUUACUUUUAUAUGAGAAAUCUUCGAAUCUGGAUCGCAAAUGCAUUUUUGAAGAAGUACACCAACGAUAAAACCCAGUGGGUCGAGAACUACUCAACCGGCUACGGAAAGCGAGCCGUGGAAGAAAGCGAAGCCAAAAAAUUCGAAAGCUUCAACAAAGAAGACCAUACAAAUCUUUUGUUGCAUCCGUGGAUCUUCCGGGAGUACAUGCUGACGAAGAACUUUACGCUAUUCCAUGAGAAACAGAUGAAGUACCUUUUGAGCAACCGAAUCGAGCUGUACGUCAACGGAGUCAACCAGUACGUCGCUUCGGGCAGGUCCAACUUCCCUCUUUGGGAAGAUCCGUUCAUGUUCCACCUCUACAUGGACAAGGUAGAGUACGCCGACGAGGUGAGCAAGUUGCUUGCCCUCGCGGAAGAGUAUGCCAAGGGAACCCGUUUUGACGAGAAGGAUGAUAUUAGAGAGGAGGAUCUUCCUGAUGACGAAGAAAGCUCGAAAGAAACUAAAGACGAUGCUCCUAAGGAUCAGUAA